AUGGUUGAGGAACCAGCAAUUCCGGACUACGACACUACUUGUCCACCACUUAUCUCUUCCAACAUGUCUUUCUCUAGGAGCAACAGCGUCUUUUCAGGAGGCAAUCGGUUGAGCAAGAUAGCUCCAGCAAUAGAGUUUGUCCAAUUUCCCAAACUACCUCUGGAGCUUCGUGUUGCUAUCUGGAAAGUAAUGGCAGAGCAUGGACGUGUAAUCACAGUACGUCGCAAGGGCCAUCCCUUGAUCCACACAACUGUACCAAAGCACAAUGCAGCUGCUGUCCCUAGUAUUCUGCAUACAUCGAAGGAAGCAAGAUGUAUCGGCCUGGAGACUUACAGAGCCUACUUCGGAACUCGUUUCAGCGGGCACCCGGUUUACUUCAACUUCGACAUCGAUGCCCUAUACUUCCCGUCUUAUGACGAUAUGCGCGCUUUCUAUGGUGGCUUGGUGGUUUCGACAACCAUAUGGCCUCCUGACAUUCUCCAGAUCGAGCAAAAGCUCAAGACGUUAAUCGUCGGGGGAAAGCUGCUCGAUAUCCACAACGGCUUAACCGCUCGGUUUGAGAUGGUAGAAGAAGUCGCCAUUGAAGAGCCGGCUGACAUUCCUCCCCACGAGAGACCGGAGGACUUGGUAGACCUGAAGAAUCUCUGGCAGUGUCUAAUUGGAAAGGAUCCUGGGAUCAGGUUUGCCAGCAAGGUGGAGCUCAAGGCUCUGGAAGAUUCCGAGACUAUUAAAGGAGUAAAGCCAAAGAUUGAGGCUGCUAAGAAGAGGAAAGCGGCUUUCAAGAAGGCUACCAAUGUGCUUUAG
Molecule: messenger RNA, 804 nt
Organism: Hyaloscypha bicolor E
Lineage: Eukaryota; Fungi; Ascomycota; Leotiomycetes; Helotiales; Hyaloscyphaceae
Exons: 2
Coding region: 1-804 (267 amino acids)
Source: RefSeq, a predicted model, not a curated record